UUUGUUAGGUUUCUUUCAAUAAAUGCGCUUAUCUAACUACUGCUUUUGCGUGCACUUGAAUUUGGUACACCAUCUCAGGUGAUCUAAUUGCUUCCCGUGUUUUCUAGGUUCCGGACUCGAGAGAUUGUUUGAGGACUUCAACUUUGAGCAGUUUGCCCCAUUCCACACGACUUCUAUCUACAACCAGUCAAGAGAACUCCAUUGAAUUCCAUCUAUUCUCCUGGAGAUUAAUGGCUGGUCUCAAGAGACUGUUUUCAGGACUUAACUCAUGGUUCCGGACUCGAGAGAUUGUUUGAGGACUUCAACUUUGAGCAGUUUGCCCCAUUCCACACGACUUCUAUCUACAACCAGUCAAGAGAACUCCAUUGAAUUCCAUCUAUUCUCCUGGAGAUUAAUGGCUGGUCUCAAGAGACUGUUUUCAGGACUUAACUCAUGGCCUUUUUAUUAAACAGAUAGUUUUGUCAAAUCUCCAGAAUGAGUUUGCAGCACAGAUGCCAGCACAGCAGUUGCUUACCUGACCCCCCUUUGUUUUCAACUAAAUCAAGAUUGGUGAAGCAUCUCAAAGAUUACCAUAUCAUUGGGAGGAAGGAAUCAAUACUGUGUCCUGAAGAUGGAUGUGAAGCUAAGCCUUUUGAUUCCACAACUGCUUUUAGUCAACAUCUGAGCAAAAGGCAUUCAUCAUGGAGAUCUACAGAUAUGGAUGUGGAUCUACAGCAUAUAGCAGCAGCCGGCAGUGUUCGUGAACCUGAGGAAUCUCACACUUAAACUGAUACGUCAACUGAUCAACAGACUUCAGCUAAUAUUUCUGUUGACCAACAAACUUCUACCAACAAUAAUGUUCAUGACAUAGCUGCAUUCUAUCUCAAGCUUGAAUCUGUGAAUUUGGUUCCAGCGUGAACCGUUCAGGACAUUGCUGAUGGUGUUCAACGUCUGAACAAAUUAUCCCAUGAAGCAAUUUGUAAAGUCCUUACUGAAGAGAUGAAGGACAAGAUACCUGACAUAUCCAUAGAUUCUAUUCUAUUAAGAGUUAAACUCAAUGACCCUGUUCUCAGUGCUCAUCACAAAGCGAUAUCUGGACCCAAAUUAACAACAGAGUACUUACGUAAGGAGUAUUAUAGAAAGUAUUUUCACUUUCAAGAGCCUGUUGAGUAUGUCAUUGGUCCAGACCCCAUGCUGAGAGACCACACAUUAGCCUACGUUGCUAUAAGAAGAAAUUUGGAGAAUAUGUUGGAGGAUCCAACCAUUCAAAAGCAGGUUGAUGCUUCAUUCUUGGAAGAGAUUCCAGAAACAAGAUCACACAAGACGGUUAUUAAGAACUACACUGAUGGCUCAAUUUACAUUAAAAGAGCAAAACUAUAUGGCCGUAAACGAUUUUGCCUGGUCUUAUUUGUGGAUGCCUUCAACCCGGCCAAAUCCAGCUCAAGAAAUGACCAAAGAUACAAAACUGUUGGUAUGUACAUGUCUCUGUUAAAUUUGACUCCUGCCAGCCGAUCCAAGCUGUCCAGUGUCAAACUUGUUAUGCUGGUGCUGAAUAAGGUCUUGAAUGACCACAGAAAAGAAUGCUUUUCUUUUGUUAUAAAUGAACUGAAAACUCUUCUUAGUGAUGGUAUUGUCUAUAAAAAUGAGAAAAUUCCUGUAACACUUGAAAAGAUUGCCGGGGACAAUUUAGGGCAACAUAUGCUAGCUGGCUUCCUGGAGAGCUUCCACCCAAAUAUUGAAUUUGCUUGCCGCUAUUGUGAAAUUAAGAACAAAACUUAUCUGGAGAAACCAUGGGUGAUUGGUGAUAGAAGAACAUCAGAAUCAUAUGACAAAUGUGUGAUAGAGCUACAACAGCUGAAAGAGACUUUAACUGUUACUGGUAAACUUAACCCGGAUAAGGUUUAUAGUGUUAAGGGAAUUAAAUACAACAGUGAGUUCAAUGAAGUGCCUCUCUUCCACGUAUGUGACCCACAUCUUUCACCUUGUGUUGGCCAUGACGGAUUUGGUGGCACAUGGGAAGCUGAUAUGGCCAUGAUGAUUUCGUACUUUGUGAACAGCAAGGAAUGGAUGACCUACGAUUUGCUGAAUAGUAGAAUAAAGGACUUUCAGUUUCUUGGCUCUGAUGGUACAAAUGUACCUGCUGCUGUCAAGAUAUCAAGUGAGAAGUUGGGAGGGCAUGAAGUUCAAAAUUGGACCCUUAUUAGACUGUUUGUACUUAUUGUUGGGGAUCUAGUGGUAACUAGUGAUCCAGUAUGGCAACUUUAUCUUAAACUGAAAUGUCUGAUAGAGUAUGUGUGUGCUCCUCAGCUGACCCUAGAACAAAUUAACCACAUGAAGUAUCUAUCAGUGGAUUACCUGAUAGCAAGAUGUGAAGAAAAUUCAACAAUAAAAAUGCAUACUACAAUCAAAACCCACUAUACAGCACACUUUGCAGACUUGUACGAGUUAGAAGGACCUCUUUGCCAGGCAUGGACCCUACGCUUUGAAAGCAAGCAUGCUGUUUUGGGAAGAGAGCUAGAAAUGAGUCGAACUCAUGUGAAUGUCAUUUCAACAAUGGCCAAGAAAGAUCAGCUGUUAACUAGCUAUCUUGUAACUCAAGAUAUGUUUCCAGAAAGUCCUUAUGACCAAAAGAAAGCUUGUCGUGUAGUGAAGGAUAAAUAUCCUGUCCAUUAUCAAACAAUUCUUCAAGGAAGGGUGUUUACGGAGGAUGCUCAAGACGUUCAAACUGUGACUGUUGACAACCAAGAGUUUAGACGAGGAAACCAUCUUCUCCUAUCCAAGAAAGAAGAUACCAUCACUGUAGCAAAGAUACAGUAUAUUAUUUGUGAUCAAGUAGACACAUUUCUUCUUGUAGAAAAGUAUGAAUCUACACUUCUUAAAGACUAUGGCAUUUAUGAAUUGAAAUCUGAUCAACACGCUCUUUCGUCAGAAAUUUUACGUUAUUCAUCAUCUGCAGAUUGUGUACUACAACCUGUCUAUGAGUUUGAAGAAAAGCAGUGUAAGUAUGCCAUGCUUGAGAGUUAAGUUUAUCAGCGAAGAUCAUGCUAAUUUUUCUGCUAUUUUGUUAAAUAGCAGAUAACAGUAUCAUUGUCUAAGUAUUUCCAAUGAUUUAGUCCAACAGUUACACAUUUAUUGCCUUAUUCUUGUAAUUACAAAGUUAAAUGAUGACAUUUUGUCUUCUUGUCCUACUAUUCAAAUAAUGUUUGUGGAUCUCUUAUAUGUAGCAUUAUUUUUUGUAGUAAGUUUGUGUGUCUCCUGUUAUGUGCCCUUGUGAAAACGAACAGCUCCGAAAGACAUCCGAAGCGGACUUGCUCCGUUUUUACUCCGACUAAUGUGUUUCGGACUGUUUCGGAUGGCUCCGUUUAUGUUAUGAAACGUUUGAAAUUCGGAUGUUAAACGGAGCAGUCCGACUUCAGUCCGAAUCGGACAGUCCGAUUGGCGCCCGAGACCUCCCGUCGGACUGUCCGAUUGACGCCCGGUACCUCUUGUCGGACUGUCCGAUUGGCGCCCGGUCAGAGGGGAGGUCCCCCUAAAAAUUAUGGGGUGCACAUCUGUGUUACAAUGCUGGGGAGACACACUGCGCUGCUUGUAUCGGCUGGGGCUGGGACUCGUUCCUUGGAUCCUCGGAUUCUUUUGGUGUGAAGUCGACGCCUUAGACCGCUGAGCUAACCUGAAACAUGAGGGAGGGCUGGUCCGACAAGCCUCUUUACUCGAGACUCAGUCGACGCAGUCCUUGCGCUCCUACAGACGAACGAUUCCACGUAGAAUGACGCGGUUUUCGACCGUCGGCUGAUGGCGUUACUUCACAUACAUUUAGGGUCAUUUCGUUGUGCUCACUAGUGCAUUAUUUCUCCUAUUCUAAUUUAUUGCAAACACACACCGUGCCGUUCUACCUUCAUGAAUCUUUUUUCCCGGGCGGCCCCGUAUGUCUUAAAUGUUCUGUUUAAUUACCAUUUUUAGCGGCGGCCGAUAGAAAUUACCAAAUCUAAGACGACCUCAAAUUAUUUGAGACAAAAAACAAAAGUUUCCCUAUUUUGCUUAAAUUUGUGCCAUGGACUUGAAAAUGCCUAAAAGGCCAUAUCAAAUGUAUGAUAAAGAAUGGCACGUGAGCACGUAAAGUAUUUAGCACUUCAAAGCUCAAGUUUAUACUUAAUUCACUCUAUUUCUGUGAUAAAUAUUCUUGAACAGUGAGCCUCGGCCGGCAGCACGCCCAGUCAUAAGGGUGCUGACAUGUAUCGGGCUAAAAUCGGACUAGUCCGAAUCGCGUGAGGGACGCCCUGUCGAGCUUUACCCGGACAAGUCCGACGCAUCGGGCGGAAAUCGGACAGUCCGACGGGAGCUCUCGGGCGCCAAUCGGACUGUCGGAGUUUGUCGGGCAAAAAUCGGACAGUCCGGGUCUGUCGGGUAAAAACGGAGCAGUCCGACUCGGGCGACUCGGGCUUUCAGCCCGACCGAGUCGGGCUCCGGAUCUUUUCUGGAGCAAGUCCGACAGCGAUCGGACUGAUUUCGGAACAAGUCCGAGGCCUCAGAGGGUCUCGGACU
Molecule: messenger RNA, 4521 nt
Organism: Frankliniella occidentalis (western flower thrips)
Lineage: Eukaryota; Metazoa; Arthropoda; Insecta; Thysanoptera; Thripidae
Exons: 6
Coding region: 979-3003 (674 amino acids)
Source: RefSeq, a predicted model, not a curated record